Aegilops tauschii subsp. strangulata is the source of this 573-nucleotide messenger RNA. The record is from RefSeq and is a predicted model, not a curated record. NCBI's taxonomy places the organism in Eukaryota, Viridiplantae, Streptophyta, Magnoliopsida, Poales, Poaceae.
AUGCCGGACUUCAACGCGCAUGGCCUGGACCCAAGUUGGGCCGAGCCGGAGGCGGAGCGGGUGCAGGAGUUCUUCGACAGUCUGUCGGAGAAGUAUGUCCGCGAAGAGCCGCUGCUCAUUCAGGACACCACCAAAGAGGAGCUGGAUUAUAUUGCCGCCAGGGCGGCGGAGGCGGCGCUCGCCCGGGAGGCCGGAAGUGCUGGCCAUGAGGAGGACGAGGCCGACUCGGCCACGGAGGAGAAAGAGCUCGCCCAGUGGGCAGAGUCUGCCGAGGAGGCUAGCGGUGCCAACGCUGAGGCCCCCCUAGUUGAAGAUGUGGACGAGGAGUUGACCGAGGAAGAGGCCGAGGCCGUCGAUCCUCCGGCAGUGGGAAAAGACACGUCUUGUGCCGGGCUGGCUCCGGCGAGCCGGUCUGGCCCGGCAGGACCGUGCAGCGGCAACAGGGACACGGAGACGCUGGCGCAGAGGGUGGCGAAGAGAGCCAAGGCCUCGACGGGCGACAAGCUCCCGGCGGGAGAAGAACGGCAGCAGGAGGAGCCACCGAGAGCUACACACAACAUGCCGCCCUCCUAG